AAAUAAAAAAAAAACAUAUUUAAAAAAAAUACGCUAUUUAUUUACCGCCUUUUUUUAUUUAUAAUAAUUGUAUUUUUUUUUCUUCGUGUUGACGUUAUCUCUUAAAAAUAUUUAUCUGUAAUUAACAUUUUUAUACGGGCAAAAAGAAUCGAACAAUAAUAAAUGUAAAUAUUACUGAGGGUAUGAAUAAUCUCAGCAUAUAUGGUCAAAAAGAUAAAAAGAAUUGUUGGGGUUAAAUUUCAGCGUUUGUCUGUUUGUCUCGUGUAAUUUGGUUGUAUGGAUUAAGAUAUCAAAUAUAAUGACUUCAAGAGGAAGUUUAGGAAGCCACGACAGAAAGCUACGUUAUCGUGCUUUACUGGAUAAUUUGUCAACGUUGGAGGAUGAAAGCGCCAAUAAUGUACAGCGUAUGGACAAAACUGCUGAAGCAGUACAUGAAGCACAAAGCCUGCUGGCUGAGGGUGGGGUGGAGGAGCGUGUCAAACAUCCAGGGGAAGGGUACCUUGACUCCCGCGUGUUACGUGCUACCAGUGAUCUAGCAGUGCGAUGUUCUGAAGCAGUCAGCGGCAAUGUUAACACUUACGAUAAGCAUGAGCUCGCCCAGCAUAUACGCGAGAAUCCAGACAGUUGGGAGUUCUCGUUCCCACUGGAGGUGCCAGUGUUCGGUUACCUGUUCGGUACGUUCGCGGCCACGCCGGUGGAGCAGCGGCCGCGCGCGCCGCGGAAACGCGUCGAGAAACAGCAGGCGGCCGCACUUAACGCGCCCCACACUGUCGACAAACUUGAGAAAGUAGAAGAAGGCUCAGAGAUGGUGUCCCGAGUUAACCGCUUCAUACUGAAGAAUUACCGGAAUAGUGAACGGCCUCUGAGUUACUUCCACCUGGUGCUGGACCCGGACAGCUUCGCUAGAACCGUUGAGAACAUAUACCACCUCUCUUUCCUCGUCAGAGAUGGGAUGUUAGCGGUACAAUUGGAUGAGGAAUACGGUCUUCCCUUCGUAACACCGGUGGCAGCGAGCGGUUCCGGCGGGGGGGAUAUCAAUGAAGAGAACCAGUUCAUAGUCUCCAUAGAUAUGGAACGAUGGCAGGAAUUGAUCGAGGCAUUUGACAUUAAAAAACCCAUGAUGGUUUUGAAGAGAAGAUAAAACGGUGUAAGGUGGAGCGCCAAGGUUUCAUUCAUUUCAAUUAACAAUAGAUGGCGUUGUAAUUUAAAAAGACGCGUUAGACUUAUCAACAGUCGAAAAUAAUGAAAUCGUGACGAUUCACCGUGUGAUAAUUUAUGUACAGUCGAAUCCGUUUAAUAUGACACCGCAUAUAGUGACCAACCGCUUAUUAUGACGUAAUUACACAACGAGGUUUGGUUUUCAUAUAAAAUUCUUGAAAAAACGUCGGAUAUAAUGACUUUGCUUAUAGUGACAUGUCGGUUAUUAUGACCCAUUUUUAAUAAAUUAUUUCCGGUUAUAAUGACCGCCUAGACUUUUUACACUUCCGAUAAUUGUCGGUGAUUCUCGGCGUCGUUCGGCACGUGGCUAACUUGAAAGUGAUGGAGAAGAGGAAGUCGAGGAAGAACCAUUACCUACCGCAAAAGAGGCAUUAAAGGCUGCAGAAAUAUUAUCACGAUUUGUUCAUAGCAAUAUUGAAAAUGAUAAUUUGACCAUGGUGAUCUUCUUUAGACAAUACUAUUAGAGACUGUUAUUACAAUAAAUAAAAAAAACAAAAACAGGCAAUUAUUACAGAUUUCUUAAUAAAAAGAAAAAUACUAAUAUUACAUACUUAAAUGUAUCGUUUAUAUUUUUUAUGCUUUAUUAAAAUACAUACCUAAUUAGAAUUACAUAAAAACAAUUUUUAUCACCAAACUCUUUGUAUGACGUCCGCUUAUGACGUGUUUGUCAAUUCCCUUCGAUGUCAUAAUAAACGGAUUCGACUGUAUUUAGUUUAAGGACUUGUAAAUAAAGUUGAUUUU
Diatraea saccharalis (sugarcane borer) is the source of this 1959-nucleotide messenger RNA. Lineage: Eukaryota; Metazoa; Arthropoda; Insecta; Lepidoptera; Crambidae. The record is from the annotation of a GenBank genome assembly.